GGGGAGAGAGAUGUCUUAAAUUUUCUAUAUUUAUAGAGCCGAGAGUUAUUUAUUUUCCUAAAAGACCCCAAAAUGUCCUCGUUCGCAAAAGAUUUUAGCAAAGCAAUGUCGCAGGCCGGCACUUCCCAGUUCCAGGAGGCGAUCAGACAAGAACUGGAAUUUUCUAUGAAGGUGGAACUGGACAAGAUACUUUCGACUGCGCCACAGAAUGAGAUAGAGCACACUAAAAAAGACCUGGAAGGUUUUAAGAAGCUGUUUCACAGAUUCUUACAAGAAAAGGGGCCGUCCGUGGACUGGGGGAAGAUCCAGAGACCUCCAGAAGAUUCUAUCCAGCCCUACGAGAAGAUCAAGGCGAGAGGACUGCCCGACAGCAUCGCCUCGGUUUUAAACAAGCUGGUCGUAGUGAAACUGAAUGGCGGCCUGGGCACCAGCAUGGGGUGCAAAGGCCCCAAAAGCCUUAUCGGGGUGCGGAAUGAAAACACCUUCCUGGAUCUCACGGUUCAGCAGAUCGAGCAUCUAAAUAAAACCUACAACACAGAUGUUCCUCUGGUACUAAUGAAUUCAUUCAACACCGAUGAAGACACGAAGAAGAUCCUGCAGAAGUACAGCCACAGUCGUGUGAAGAUCUAUACUUUCAAUCAAAGCAGGUAUCCACGAAUUAAUAAAGAGUCGUUGCUGCCGAUCGCAAAAGACGUGUCUUAUUCAGGCGAGAAUACGGAGGCCUGGUAUCCCCCGGGUCACGGGGACAUCUAUGCAAGUUUCUACAAUUCCGGAUUGCUGGAUAGAUUCAUCAACGAGGGGAAGGAGUAUAUGUUUGUGUCCAACAUCGAUAACCUCGGCGCCACCGUGGAUCUCUACAUUAUGAACCACCUCAUGAACCCGCCGAACGGGAAGCGGUGUGAAUUUGUUAUGGAAGUCACAAACAAAACGAGGGCAGACGUUAAGGGCGGCACGCUCACGCAAUACGAGAACAAACUGCGGCUGGUGGAAAUAGCGCAGGUGCCAAAACCGCACGUCGACGAGUUCAAGUCUGUUUCCAAGUUCAAGAUAUUCAACACAAACAACUUGUGGAUCUCGCUGACGGCGAUUAAGCGGCUGCAGGAACAGAACGCGAUCGAUAUGGAGAUUAUCGUUAAUCCAAAGACUUUGGACGGUGGCUUGAACGUCAUUCAGCUGGAGACCGCCGUCGGUGCUGCCGUCAAAAGCUUUGAGAAUUCUCUGGGGAUAAACGUGCCUCGCAGCCGUUUCUUGCCCGUCAAGACCACCUCCGAUCUUCUCCUGGUGAUGUCCAACCUGUAUAGCCUGAACGCUGGAUCUCUGACGAUGAGUGAGAAGCGGGAGUUCCCUACUGUGCCGCUGGUUAAACUGGGAAGCUCUUUCACGAAGGUUCAAGAUUACCUGAGGAGGUUUGAGAGCAUACCCGAUAUGCUUGAACUGGAUCACCUUACGGUUUCAGGAGACGUCACCUUUGGCAAGAAUGUCGCGUUAAAGGGCACGGUCAUCAUUAUUGCGAACCACGGAGACAGGAUAGAUAUACCGCCAGGAGCAGUUUUGGAGAACAAAAUCGUCUCCGGCAAUCUUCGCAUCCUGGAUCACUGAGCGGCUGUGAACUGUCAGUCCCGCCCCACCAACUGGAAGCACCUGUCGGCAUUAGACAUGUGUCCGCAGAGGGUCCUCUAUUAGUUACCCACUUAGUUAUCCUCCAGUAUUAUUUUCCAAGUAGAUUUUUCCUGUUCUUUCCGGAAGAUGCCGAAAGCCAGUUUCUAGAACGAUUUAACUCAGAAUUAAUAUAACCGAAAGUGCAAUAUUACUUGUCUUAAGAAAAGGCAGGCAGCUCUUGCGUUAAGACGUUUGACGUGCUAACGUUCCGUGAGUUUUGCUUGUAAACUGAAAAAAGCUGUGAAGCAAGAUGCCAUUGACUAUUAAUUUCAGCUACGUCAUGAAGUGUAAAAUGACUCCCUCAAGUUUAAAAAAAUAAAAACCAGACGUUUUGCUACUGAGGCAAAUAAAUGGUUAAAAAAAAUAUCUAGUACUGAAGUUGCUCACAUGACGACUUCACCUACCUUAUGUGUACUUCAAGCUAUGCUACUCUGAAAGAAAAGUUCGAUACCUCACGUUUUAUUCUGCUCUGGAGCUGGUGUGUUGUCAGUCUUGUGUUACUUACCCAAAGAAAAAGACACGUGCGAUGGAAGCAUCGGGAUUGUUAACUCCUGUCUUCAUCAGCCGCUUUCUUCUUCUCGCUUCUCUCGUGGUACCUCCACAUGCUCCGUUCUACUUCUUAAAUAACAGAACGAGUCUCCUCAUUGGUGUAACGUCCAUGCAGUCGGAUCAUGUGUUCCCACAAUUAAUAGAUGCAAACGUCAACAUCUGUACAGGUACUGAAAUAAAAAUCAAAUACCAUC
Gekko japonicus is the source of this 2402-nucleotide messenger RNA. RefSeq names its product UDP-glucose pyrophosphorylase 2 (gene UGP2). NCBI's taxonomy places the organism in Eukaryota, Metazoa, Chordata, Lepidosauria, Squamata, Gekkonidae. The record is from RefSeq and is a predicted model, not a curated record. Gene Ontology annotation, cellular component: cytoplasm. The transcript is spliced from 10 exons. Gene Ontology annotation, biological process: UDP-alpha-D-glucose metabolic process; glycogen metabolic process. Gene Ontology annotation, molecular function: UTP:glucose-1-phosphate uridylyltransferase activity. The coding region runs from base 73 to 1599 and encodes 508 amino acids.